This is a messenger RNA of Lotus japonicus, 1515 nucleotides long. RefSeq lists its product as uncharacterized. Gene Ontology annotation, molecular function: protein binding. The record is from RefSeq and is a predicted model, not a curated record. Bases 134 to 886 code for a protein of 250 amino acids. The transcript has a single exon. NCBI's taxonomy places the organism in Eukaryota, Viridiplantae, Streptophyta, Magnoliopsida, Fabales, Fabaceae.
UCCCAGGUCAUUGAUUCAUUGGCUUCUUCACUCUCUUCUCAACUAAACAAUCAAUCCCACUUCGAAAUUUUCAGAAUCCACGAACCAAACCAACAAGAACCCGAACCAGUUUUCUUGUUCGGUUCGGAAGGAAAUGACGGAGGUUCCGGCACCGGAGGCGCAAUUGACCGGCGGAGUAACGGUGGCGCCCAACAAACCCUCCGAACCCACUGCCACUGGAUCGAAGCGCCACCGGAGACCCAGCGUCCGAUUAGGCGAGAUCGGAGACCAACCCAACGAUUCCCACCCUCUCCGCCGCACCACCACCACCACCACCACCAAGUCGUCGUGGCGCCUCCCCUUCUCCAACGCCUCAGGUAAACAUUCCAAGACUCGACCUCUCACCAACUUGACCGGUUUCGGCGGAACCCUAGAGGGCGACGACGACGACGUCGUUCGCUGGAAACUGAAGGACUCCAAGAAGAGGGGUUCUUCCUCCUCCGCCGCCGCCAAGAGACCCCGAUCGAAUUGGGUUGCUUCUUCCCAAAUCGAGGGAGAGGAUUUCGAUGCAGAGAGCCCUGUUCUUCAUUCAGCGGAGAAUUUGGGUGAUGACGACGACGACGAUGAUGAUUAUAGAGCGACGCUGCAGCAUUAUCAUGAGGAGAAUGCUAGGGAUAAUAAGAAUGGGAAUGGUGGAGGAGUGAGGCAUGGAGAAGAUUGGAUUCGGAUUUGGCUCAAUGGGCUAGGCUUAGGUAGAUAUGCUCCAGUUUUUGAAAUCCAUGAGAUUGAUGAUGAGGUUUUGCACUUGCUAACUCUUGAGGAUCUUAAAGAUAUGGGGAUUAAUGCUGUUGGAUCAAGAAGGAAAUUGUACUGUGCAAUUCAGAAGCUUGGCAAGGGUUUCUCCUAACCCUUUUGUUUCUUUGUUCUUUUUGUUUGUAGCAUAGGAAAUUGACAAUUGUAUGUGAAGAUCAAUGUUGUUAAUUGCUGGUGGCGGGUCAUGGCGGAAAGCCGAAAUCACGCCUUACAUGACAAAUAUGGUGGAAAUCGCUGGCAUAUGGUAGGAUAUUGGUUAUAGCGGAAAGCCAAAAAAUGUAACAUUGAGAAACUGCCAUGACGGAUAUUUGAUAACAUGGUUGCAGAUUAAGAUGCUUGUGUCAACUCUUACUUGUAGAGUAUCUUCUCAAUAUAACUUGUAGGUCUUUCCUUGUCCUUAUUUCAAAACAUUCCUUCUGCUUGUUUUAAAUUGAGUUUCCUUGUGUUUGGAUUGCUGGUAACAUACAAUGCAAAGUACACUAACUCCAGAAGCUGUACUUUAUGGAUUCUCUUCAGAAGUGAUUAUGAGGUUCCCACUGCACAAUCAAACAUGGUGUCAAAUUUAGGUGUGUCAUUUUUGAAUAGGAAAGACUAAUCAUAGAAGGGGUACAAUACAUCUUACAAGGAACUGGGAAGUUUUUGCUUAUGUAACAAAAAGGACAUGCUGUUUGAUUUCUCCAUCCUUUCCACAUUGGGUAAUGAAAGAUGAAUGUUUUACCUUUA